UUUCCCAGCCAAAUUAUUCAUUCAAUCCUCAUUGCUCAAACAGCAAACAACAGUAUAAAAAUCAGAUAACAAUUUAAAUAAGUAUCUACAUAUAUAUUCACAAUGAGUGGAAUAUCUUCAGCACAAGCAUCACCACCAAGCGACUCAGAAGCAGCAACAACAACCGCCGCUGCCGCUGCCGCCGCAACGACUACAAAAAAGUCUGGAGCAAUGGGUAUCCAAUCAAGUGCCUGGCUGACUGCUGCUGCUGUUGCCAUCUAUACUGCUAGAGUCUUGUGGGUGAAGCUUAAGAAGAGUAAUUCUACUAGAGAUAAGGAAGGUGACGAUGAGGACGAAAUGGACAACGAAGUGGAUGCCGAUGAAGAUAUCGAAAACUUGAAGCUGGAUGACUUGAUCCCUGCGGGAUCCCAAUCGAAUGGGUUGAUGACCACCCACAAAUUGUUCGAAGUGAACAAAGGUGCUUCAUUUAUUUUGGAAACCUAAAUUUGAAGUAGACUUUUCAUAAGCAUUAGACAUACAGUACACAUGCAAUACGCCUACACUUACACAUACACAUACAAAUCGGUGUUAUAAUGCUCGUUAGUUCUGUGGGGGAUCAUCGAGUACUUAUUCACAUUUGUUCUUCUGUUAAAGCAAAUCCACAAAAGUUCGAAUAAAUAUAAAUUUGUUGUAAAUUACACACUUAAAAACGUUUGGCAUUUUUUUUUCUACAAAAAUGUUGCUAUGUUUAGCACAAAAGCGAAUACACGCAUUAAGCUGAGAUUACAAAAUAUAUAACUUCAAUCAAGCGCGACACGACUGUUCUCUUUGAAGGUUUGGACAAGCGGUGUUAUAAUGCUCGUUAGUUCUGUGGGGAUUAUCGAGUACGUAUUCACAUUUGCUAUUCUGUUAAAGCAAAUCCACAAAAGUUCGAAUAAAUACAAAGUUGUUGUAAAUUACACACAUUUAAAAA
Messenger RNA from Drosophila willistoni, 952 nucleotides. RefSeq lists its product as uncharacterized. The transcript is spliced from 3 exons. The record is from RefSeq and is a predicted model, not a curated record. Bases 103 to 483 code for a protein of 126 amino acids. Lineage: Eukaryota; Metazoa; Arthropoda; Insecta; Diptera; Drosophilidae.